Messenger RNA from Saccostrea cuccullata (small rock oyster), 732 nucleotides. Its product is annotated as pyroglutamyl-peptidase 1-like. The record is from RefSeq and is a predicted model, not a curated record. The annotation marks the transcript as partial. Gene Ontology annotation, molecular function: pyroglutamyl-peptidase activity. The transcript has 3 exons. Gene Ontology annotation, cellular component: cytosol. NCBI's taxonomy places the organism in Eukaryota, Metazoa, Mollusca, Bivalvia, Ostreida, Ostreidae. Gene Ontology annotation, biological process: proteolysis.
AUGCCUUUGUUACAAACACAUCUUGUUUUAAAAAUAAUCUUCAUUACAAAAGUGCUUUCAUUAUUUCAGGAUUUGGUCCUUUUGGGGAACAUUCAGUCAAUGCCAGCUGGGUGGCUGUACAGAAUCUGAAGAGGAGAAACUUGUUACCUGAUGUUAACGUCCAUAUUGAGGAAAUCCCAGUAGAUUAUCAGGAGGUCAGCCAGAUUGUACCAGAGCUGUGGAAACAGAAAGAUCCCACGCUGAUGGUGCACGUCGGAGUCUCUGACUUUGUAAAUAAAAUCACACUGGAACAGAGAGCCUACAACACAGGCUACUAUCUCAAAGAUGUCAAAGGUCAAACUCCUUAUAAGGAGUGCUGUAGGGAGGAGGGGGAGGAGUGUAUCUGUACAGGGCUGGACAUGAGUCGAGUCAGUGACGAGAUCAACAACGCAGAUAACCAGCUGAAAGCAGAGGUCUCUUAUGCUGAUACUGGGAGGUACCUGUGUGACUUUGUGUACUAUAUUUCUCUAUCCAUCAACAAGUCUCGCUCCGCCUUCAUUCAUGUCCCGCCCCUGAAUCAACCAUAUACAGAAGAUCAGUUAGGGGAAGGUGUGGCUAAGGCCAUUUCUGCAAUGCUGAAGUAACUCUUAAAGACGUGAUACUCAACGGUAUAUGACUUAGAACGGACUAAGACUCUCUCUCUCUUUCUUUCUCUCUGACUUAACAAUAAAAUUGUUUUUAUGUUAUGCUUAA